UUCACUACCAACGAAGAAGACGAGCCUCUUCUUCUCCGUUUCCUACGAGUGCUUUUCUGUCCUCUCGUGGCGAUUAUGCUGAAUUGCAGUGAAGUAUGUUUUCAAUUUCUUUUUCUUUUCACCGGGAUUUAAUUACACUAAUACUCAGUUUAAAGGUUUCACAGAGAUGCAGUCACAUCGCUAAACGACGGCGAGCUAAGUUAGAAAUAACAGCUGUGGGAAAAGGUUACAUUUCAUUUGAUACACUUGCACCACCUCGUUGUGUGCGUAUUUCGGCUGAAAUAGGCGGAACAUCUUCUCAAAGCUGUCAGCAGACACUUUAGAUCUGGCACUGUUUUGCUCGAUUUCUCAUAGGAUCAGUGUGCACUUUGACCCAGAGGAUAUCCUGUGCCGUCUCAGCAGUUGGAGCGUAAGCGCACUAAAAGCAACACAAGACAAAAGAUCUCUCCAGCUUCAUGCACUUUCAUCCAGAUAAACAGAGAUUUAAGCAUUCGACCAAGCCGAUCAAAGACUGACUGGAAUCAUUAACUUACAAGCUUGACAAUGAUGGAAGAAGUAAAAGAAGUGACAUCUACUCUAAGUGUCGAUGGUCAUAACAUCAAGGUUACAGAGGUGUUGAAGGACGGGGAAACACUUACCUUCCUAAUUGUAUCUCUAAAGCUGUCCUCGACCGGGGAGUACCAUGUGGACCGGACCUAUGAUGAUUUUGAAUGGCUGCAGCAGCACCUGUUCUCUCAGGAGGAUGUGCCUGGGAUACAGGGAGUCAUAUUCCCUCCUCUUCCUGCGAAGGCUCAGGUGAAUGCAUCUGCCAAGGUCAUGAAACAGCUUGGUUUCCUUGGUUUAGAGGACUGGCAGCCAUACUCUAAAGCACUGGAAACUUUCCUCCGGCAGAUUGCUACACACAGCAUACUUGGCAAAAAUAAAGCUGUGGAGAUCUUCCUGACUAGCUCAGAUCCUCCAGGCAGGCAGAGAGUAAGGAAAAACAUUUUCAACCGGCUGAGUCAAGCCGUGGAAGGGAUGAGGAAAGAAGGCCAUAAGGAUGUGGAUGAGUUCUUUCAAACUGAACGUGAUCAUAACCUGGUUCUAGCUGGUGGUGCCAAGACUGCGGCUGAGAGAUUCCUGGAUGUGGUGCAAACUGAGCAAAAAAUAGCAGUGGCCUGUGGGCACUUCUCAACUGCUCUGCAUCUCUGCGUGGAACCAGGGGAGGAUCUCAACAAACAGGCUUUCUCUAAGCUUUGUGUCAAAUUAUCAGAAGUCUUUGCUUCUAUGAAGAAAAAUAUUACAAGUGUUGCUGAGAACAACGUGAGCACUCUCGGCCUGGGCCUGGACCUGGAGUCACGCUACCAGGAGGCAGAAAAGGAGAUGCUCUUCAGGAGAACCUGUAAACUAGUGGAGUUAGAGACUGCCAGAAGGAACGCAGAGAAGGCCAAACCUGUGAAGAAGGCUGCUAUGGAGGAGGUGAAGAAAGCAGCAGAGACGGAGUUUGAUCACAUUUGUGGAGUGGCUAAAGAAGAGAUCGCACGGCUCCAGGGUGCGCGUGUGGAGAUGUUGCAGCAGGCUCUGGUUCAGUGGUGUGAAAAGCAGCUUCUUACAGCCAAAGAAAGUGCUGACCAGUUCAACCAGCACCUGCAAUCCGUUAGAGGGAUGGCCUUGUGACACCACUUUUAAUGAAGCGUCCUCAGUAUAUCUAAACAUAGCAUUGGAUAACCACAACAUGUCCUUCACCUUAUGGUGCUGCAGUCUGAUGUUUCAGUGGAUUCCAACACAUCCAGUGUAAAUAAAGAUAUGUAAGUAAAAGGGAAAGCUUUCUGAUAAUCAAACGGCAUCGCAAUCAUUUGUACACACUCGACCUUACUUCAGUCUCUGCUAAAUCCCACUCGUAUCAAUAAAGCCCCAGUGCAAAUGAUGGUUUUGAUUUCUUUGCAGUGGACUUGUAGCCUCAUGAGGCUAUUGUGUGUGUUUGUAAUGUACUACACCGAUACGUUUGUGCUGAGGGGUGUAUUGUGCUGCUCUCCAGUCACCACAUCAGCCGGGGUCACACAAAAUAAAGUGUGAUGAAUUGAUUCCCAAAGUA
This is a messenger RNA of Cottoperca gobio, 2074 nucleotides long. RefSeq names its product sorting nexin-6. The record is from RefSeq and is a predicted model, not a curated record. The transcript is spliced from 15 exons. NCBI's taxonomy places the organism in Eukaryota, Metazoa, Chordata, Actinopteri, Perciformes, Bovichtidae. Gene Ontology annotation, molecular function: phosphatidylinositol binding. Bases 544 to 1656 code for a protein of 370 amino acids.